UCUGUAUGCGGUGCACGUGAGCUCCUUCUCUUCAUACAGACUAAGCAGCGAACAAUAACAAAUCGCUAUGGGUAAUAAAGUUGCAACGUUCACCGAACAACAAUUGGAUGACUAUCAGGAUUGUACAUUUUUUACGCGCAAGGAAAUUUUACGCGUUCACAAGCGCUUUCGCGAACUCCGUCCGGAUUUGGUGCCACGCCAAAUGACCGAGGGCCAAGCGUCCAGUGUCAAGGUGCCGUGCGAGUGUAUUGAGAAGAUGCCCGAAUUGCGCGAGAACCCUUUCUGUCGACGCAUCUGUGAGGCAUUCUCACGCGAUGGCCAAGGCAAUUUAUCCUUUGAAGAUUUCCUGGACGCAUUGUCCGUGUUUAGCGAGCAGGCGCCAAGAGAUAUUAAAGUUUUUUAUGCAUUCAAAAUUUACGAUUUCGAUCAGGAUGGCUUCAUUGGACAUGGCGACCUCAUGUCUUGUCUAACUACGAUGACUAAAAACGAGCUGAGUCCGGAAGAGCAUCAACAGAUUGCCGAUAAGGUUAUGGAGGAGGCGGAUGUGGAUGGCGACGGGAAAUUGUCGUUUCUAGAAUUCGAACAUGUCAUACUCCGAGCACCGGAUUUCCUAUCCACAUUUCGCAUACGCAUCUAAUAUACAAUAAAUAUAUGUAUAUACACUUGUGUAAAUGUGACUACGAGACUUUAUUGUACACAUAUUUGCGUACCCAUACAUACUCGUAUCGCCUCCAAGUGUAUUUGAGUACUACUUUUUGUUUACAUUCUAGUUGUCUGCAGAAAUAAAGCUGUCUAUGUCAAUGAUUUCAAUUGCAUUUGAGUCGAGAAUCUGUCCUCUAUAUUUCAAAUUGGAUGAUUGACUUCAAAUAGACUGCAAUUGCUCAGGUGACACUUGUGAGUGAUCUCAUACAUAUACAUACAUAUAUUACUUUGAAUUACACACAC
Molecule: messenger RNA, 945 nt
Organism: Ceratitis capitata (Mediterranean fruit fly)
Lineage: Eukaryota; Metazoa; Arthropoda; Insecta; Diptera; Tephritidae
Gene: Cib2
Product: calcium and integrin-binding family member 2
Exons: 4
Coding region: 68-637 (189 amino acids)
Molecular function (GO): calcium ion binding
Source: RefSeq, a predicted model, not a curated record